UAGUUACUGGGGAAUUUCCACAGCGAAGGUAGAUAUACACUGAAAUUGCUUAUCCAGAUCAGUUUGAGCAUUUAAUACAUUAAACAUGGACGCCGCACUGUGUGGAAUGACGGAGGUUCUGGGGAAAGAUGGCAUGGUUAAAGUUAGUGAUCUCGUGAGUGGGAAAACCUGUGUAGGUCUGUAUUUCUCCGCGCACUGGUGCCCUCCCUGUCGCGGUUUCACACCCAAACUGGCUCAGUUUUAUAAAGAUCUAAAGGCCAAUGGUCAAAGUAUUGAGAUUAUCUUCGUCAGCUCUGACCGGGACCAAGAGAGCUUCACAAAUUACUACAGUGAGAUGCCGUGGCAUGCCCUUCCAUUCGAUCAAGGUGAUACAAAGGCAACUUUAGCAGAAAAAUACGGUGUACAGGGAAUUCCCACAUUGGUCAUUCUGGACAAAGACGGAAACAUCAAGGAUAAAAACGCCAGAGGAACAGCCCAGAGCGCUGAAGGUUCCAGUGAACUUCCUGCUGCCUGGAAGUAGACAAUAUAUUCAGCGUUUUCUCCGUGUUUCUUUUAAAACAUGUUUAGUUAACUUAAACAUUUUUAUUCACAUUAUAUAUGUUAUUAAUGUUUCUAGACAUACUCAAAUGUGAUAUUUAUUUGUGAAAUUAAAGAAAAUGCAGCAUUA
Messenger RNA from Saccostrea echinata, 667 nucleotides. RefSeq lists its product as uncharacterized. NCBI's taxonomy places the organism in Eukaryota, Metazoa, Mollusca, Bivalvia, Ostreida, Ostreidae. The coding region runs from base 86 to 520 and encodes 144 amino acids. Gene Ontology annotation, molecular function: thioredoxin-disulfide reductase (NADPH) activity. The transcript is spliced from 3 exons. The record is from RefSeq and is a predicted model, not a curated record.